AUGGUGACCCUCGUGCCCCCUUCUUUGAGGGGUGUUCCCCCUCCCCUCUUUUGCCCUCUGAUGCCUCUGCUGCUGUCGUCGACUUCGUUGGCACUGAGUCGGUCGGCGCUGCGUCUGCCCCUAGCAGGAGACGCCGCACCGGCAAGGGCAAGGGGGGCAAAGGCGCUGGAGGGGCUGGCAGGGACGGUGGAGGUGGCGGUGGAGGCGGCGGAGGGAGUGGGGGUGGCGAUGGGAGUGGUGGCGGGGGUGGGGGCUUCGGUUGCGGCGGCGGCGGUGGCGGUGGGAGCUGAGGAGGAGGCGGUGGUGGCGGCGGCGGAGGUGGAGCUGGUCGGGGUGGCUUUGCGCAGCGGGGCGGCUUUGGUGGUGGUCAGCGCCAGCAGCAGCAGCGCGCUCGUGAGACCCCGCCCCCCCAGCAGCUUCGUGAGUGGUACCCUGUCCGGGGUUGCUAUCUUUGAUCUAGAUUAUGAUACUAUUCUUGCUGCUAUGUAUGUUGUGUCUACUAGUGAUGAGGGUGACUGUUACCUGUGUGUUCCGCCUGACCCGGGCAUUGAGGCUGCUGCUCUAGGUGCUGGUGAGGCUGCUGCUCUAGGUGCUAGUGCGUCUGCUGCCCCAGGUGCUGGUGAGUCUGCUCUCUCAGAUACCACAUCGGCUCAGGCCUUAGACACCUUCACCCUUGACUCGGGUGCUUCCCGCUCCUUCUUUCGAGACCGCACCAUGCUUACGCCGCUUAGUCGGCCAGUUGCGGUCUCCCUGGCGGACCCCUCUGGGGGUCCUGUCCUUGCCCACUUCUCCACUGUCUUACCGUGUCCGGCGGCCCCCUCUGGCACCCUGUCAGGUCUCUACCUCCCGUCGUUCUCUACGAACUUGGUGAGUGGUGCUGAUCUACAGGAUUGGGGGGUUGACCAGUUCACUUGUGCGAGUCAGCGGGUGACCCACUGUACGUGUGCUCGGACGGGCCGACACUUGGCCACCUUUACCAGUCAGCCGGGGUCGAGCCUGUACACACUGACUACCGAGUCUCCUCCGGUUGCUAGGUCUGGUCAAGUAGCUGCGUCGGGUCAGGUGUUUGCUGCAGCGUCCAGGUCUGGUCUUGAGUCUGCUCCCUGCUCGUGUCGUCUCUUAUCCCACGAGACUCUCCUCUGGCACCACCGCCUUGGUCACCCCUCCCUGCCUCGUCUCCGAGGCAUGGCCUCCCGCUACCUUCUCUCUGGUCUCCCCCGGUCCCUCCCUCCCCUCCCUCCGGGGCCUGCCCCUACCUGCGUCCCCUGCGUCGAGGGGCGGCAGCGCGCCGCCCCUCACUCCUCCGAGUUUCCUCCGACAGAGGCUCCGCUGCAGACUCUUCACAUGGACGUGUGGGGCCCCGCCCGCGUCCGUGGCCAAGGUCACGAGCGUUACUUCCUUUUGGUGGUUGACGACUACUCGCGUUACACCACGGUGUUUCCCUUGCGCAGCAAGGGUGACGUCACUGAGGUGUUGAUCGACUGGAUCCGCGCAACUCGUCUCCAUCUCAGAGAGAGUUUCGGCUCGGACUUUCCUGUUCUGCGUCUGCACUCUAAGAGAGGCGGGGAGUUUUCCUCUGCCCUUCUGGGAGCCUUCUGUCGUGCACAGGGCAUCCGCCAGACCUUCACGCUGUUGGGUACUCGCACAAUGUGCGCUUCGGCAUAA
Molecule: messenger RNA, 1665 nt
Organism: Closterium sp. NIES-65
Lineage: Eukaryota; Viridiplantae; Streptophyta; Zygnematophyceae; Desmidiales; Closteriaceae
Source: the annotation of a GenBank genome assembly